This is a messenger RNA of Selaginella moellendorffii, 747 nucleotides long. RefSeq lists its product as uncharacterized. Lineage: Eukaryota; Viridiplantae; Streptophyta; Lycopodiopsida; Selaginellales; Selaginellaceae. The record is from RefSeq and is a predicted model, not a curated record. The transcript has 8 exons. The coding region runs from base 10 to 597 and encodes 195 amino acids.
AGAAGGUAUAUGCCGGCAUCUCUUAACAGAAUAUGCCGGUAUCUGGCGGAAGAUUUUCCUCCGUUUGAUUUUAAACUCAAGAGCCCUGGGCGGGAAUUUUCACUUCCUAUGGCUGCCGUGUCGAAGAGGCAUGCGAGGAGCGAUGGCGCUGCGAUGGCGCCAGGGGAAAUUCCUGGCGCGGAUGCCGAUCUUGGACUAGAUCUGUCAAGCGACAUCCAGGGUAUUCUCACGGCCCUCCAGCAAGUGCGCAAGAAGGCGAAGACUGAUGGCCAGAAGAAGAACGAGGAGAUUCUCAACAGUGUCAAGUCGGACAUUCUUUCCCUAGCGGACGAAGCGAAGCUCAAAUCCGACAAGGAGAGGCAAACUCUCCUCAAGGCUGCUACGAAGCUGGCGAAAGAAUGCGAGGCAUCGUUAAAAGCCGAAGCCACAAAGUACCAGUCAAUCUACGAGAAGUUCUGCAAAGAAAGAGAGGAUCAUCUUCGAUCAUACGAAGAUACUUUCUCCAAGUUCGAAGAGGGUAAAGAGGCCUUGCUCACGCGACUUGAGCAGCAGAUGUUUUUUCUCUACAGGGAAAAAGGAGAAAACGCUUGUGAGUGACCUGCAAAAGAGCUGCUCGGACAAAAUCGCAGCAGCCGAGGAACAAGUCAAGAAGAAGUCUCAGGAAGACAAAUCCUUCACCAUGCUUCGAAAGACACUGGGAUCCUUUUUCGAAGACAUUGAAGACUAGAGAAAGUUCGACAAGAUCGA